Molecule: messenger RNA, 480 nt
Organism: Entrophospora sp. SA101
Lineage: Eukaryota; Fungi; Glomeromycota; Glomeromycetes; Entrophosporales; Entrophosporaceae
Source: the annotation of a GenBank genome assembly
AUGUCAAAUUCAAUACAAUCAAUAAAAUUAGCGGUAAAACAAUUUGCUGGAGUUGGUAAAGAACCUGUUUCAACAAGGUAUCAACCAGGAGAUGUAGGUUGGGUUGCCAUAUCGACUGCUCUUGUGUGGAUUAUGAUUCCUGGUGUUGGUUUUUUCUAUAGUGGUAUGGCAAGAAAUAAAAAUGCCUUAUCACUUAUCAUGUUAUGUUUUUUAUGUAUUCCAGUUGUAUCAGUUCAGAACGGUGGCGCAUUUAUUGGAGAUUUACGAAAGGCGUUUUUUCUUAAUAUUAAUGAUAAUCCAUCACCUUCAUCUGAAGGAAUUCCUGAAUUGGCUUUCGCCAUAUAUCAAGGAAUGUUCGCUGCGAUCACCCCUGCAUUAGCAAUUGGAGCUGCUGCUGAAAGAACUCUAAAAACUUCUUGCCAACAAAAACAUGACCAAAAACCGGUGCCAAUGCAAACUACCAACCAUUAUCCAAAAUAA